Messenger RNA from Talaromyces atroroseus, 186 nucleotides. RefSeq lists its product as hypothetical. The record is from RefSeq and is a predicted model, not a curated record. NCBI's taxonomy places the organism in Eukaryota, Fungi, Ascomycota, Eurotiomycetes, Eurotiales, Trichocomaceae. The transcript is spliced from 2 exons. Bases 1 to 186 code for a protein of 61 amino acids.
AUGCGUUCUUCUGUCUUCCUUAUACUCAGCUUCGGUGCUUCUCUCGCUAUGGCAUCGCCCAUUGCCAAGCCUCGUUCUGCUGUCGAGGAUACUGUAGCUUAUCCCGACGCCUACAAGGAUAUACACGCACGAGAUGAGGUCGUUGUAGCAUAUCCCGAUGCCUACAAGGACACUACUGGACAUUGA